This is a messenger RNA of Syngnathus acus (greater pipefish), 2357 nucleotides long. RefSeq names its product CD40 molecule, TNF receptor superfamily member 5 (gene cd40). The record is from RefSeq and is a predicted model, not a curated record. Lineage: Eukaryota; Metazoa; Chordata; Actinopteri; Syngnathiformes; Syngnathidae. Gene Ontology annotation, molecular function: CD154 receptor binding; antigen binding. Gene Ontology annotation, biological process: positive regulation of blood vessel endothelial cell migration; positive regulation of isotype switching to IgG isotypes; defense response to virus. The coding region runs from base 1002 to 1946 and encodes 314 amino acids. Gene Ontology annotation, cellular component: external side of plasma membrane; CD40 receptor complex. The transcript is spliced from 9 exons.
ACAACAGAAAGAGCAACCAGUUUUGUCACAUACCUAGAUGACACUAAUUGUUCUCUUUUUUAUUUUAUUUUAACUCUGUGCGUGCAUGUGUUAGCAACAGCAGUACCCACCAAAUCCACCAGAUGACCCAAUUGUUACCCUUUGAAACUUUCAUGGGAAAUAGUUUCAUGGGGGAAAUAGUACUGUAGUACUUAAUGAACUGCACAGGCAAUGUUUUAGGUAAUAAUUGAACAUUGAACAUGUAAAGUUUAAAAAGUAAUAAAUAAUAGUAACGGAUACUUAACUUGAAUGACAAACUAUUAUAAUUGUCCACAAAGGCCACAUUUUAUUUGUUAAAUGGACAGAUGGUCAGGUCACAUGUACAGUAGAUGAAUACACAAACAAAGAAAAACAAGCUGCUUUUUUAAACAGGCACUAUUUAUUUAAGUAAUCGAUCAUUCAUUGUCAGUUAUUGUGUUAUCUAUGAUUAAUUAUAUUAAAAUUAAUUAAUCCUGAUGAGCUAGAACGCAAAAUAUCCAGCUAUCAAUUUUCUGAACCACUUGAUUAAUUAAUGCAUUGAUUUUUAAGCAUUUUUUGGAAGGAAGACCUCAACUAAUGCAAGGAAUUACUGCCAUUUUCAUAUUGAUAACUGAACAGGCUGUGUCGGGCACAUGGGCCAUAAAAAUUGCCCACCUUUGGAUAUGGUAGAUAUUGUAUUGAUCCCAACAGAAAUUCCUAAAAAUAACUUUCCUAAUACAAUUUGAAGCUUGCUUUUGAUGAUGGUGACACUGGAGUCAUGCUACUUCGAACGUGGAUGAUGCUCCUUCUUUGGGGAAGGGCAAAGAAAAAGACUGAGGGAAAGUGAUUUCAAGGCAUGUUUUCACAACAUACACAACACUAGGAAAGUGACUCCACCCCCCUUGCCAUUGCCUCCUCCCCCCGACGAGUUGUAGCGAUCUCCGAGUGGCAGAAAGAGACGAGCCACGCAUCCCGUCGGAGAAUUCUCCACAUUGACAAUUAUCAUGGUUCUAAAAAUAAUACCGAUUCUGUGGGCGGCUGUGGUAAUUAUUGCACCUCAGCCUCUGUGUGACCCGUUGACUCAGUACGGACUUAAUGGAGAGUGCUGCCAAAUGUGUCCUCCAGGCACUAGCAUGUCUGACUUGGGCACAUGCACAACUCCUCAGUGCCUCCAAUGUGACGAGGACGAGUUUCAAGACACAUACACGACGGACACAAAGUGUAAACGUCAGCCGUACUGCGACCCAAAUAAAAACUUUCAGAUUUCGGUGCAGACGAGCAAAACCCAGAAAAACACCUGCACGUGUAAACUUGGAUCCCAUUGUUCCAGUACAGCGUGUUUCACCUGUGUACCUCACAGGCGUUGUGAGCCCGGAUGGGGGGUGCUAUCUAAAGGAAACCAUACUCAUGACACGGUGUGCCAAAAAUGUCCUGAUGGCACAUUCUCCAGCCAGACCUCAUGGGACAGCGAAUGUUGGACAUGGACCAAGUGCGAGAGCGGUUAUGUGAUCAUGCAAAGCGGAUCGGCCCAAUCUGAUGUUGUGUGUGAGAAGAACCAGCGGACACACAUAGUCAUCGCCUGUCUUUUGGUACCUUUGAUCGGUAUUCUGCUAUUGGCUGUAAUGAAGAUUUGGCACACAAAACGUAGACAAAAAGAUUUCAAAGGAAAGGGCUGCAAUGAGGCGUGCAUGCAGCAUGACAAAGAGGUGUUCCCAAUCCCUAACGGCAUCCAUGAAGUGCCCAUGUCGCCUGGAGUGCAGGUGUCGCUGGCAGACAGCAGCAGCGCGGGGGAACCCGAGGAGAACGAGGACGGUCCCAGACUACCGGUCCUGGGAGAUGUACCCUUGAGCGAUAAAGGCAAUUUCGUGACACAGGAGAACGGAAAAGCAGAAGUGCUAUCCCGUCAAGAAUCACAAAGCAGGACUGAGACCAGUGAAUUGUCUAUUUGAGAUCGUUGCCGAAUGGCGGAUACUUGUUUCUGCACAUGGGACUUGACAGACACCUCUGUCACCUUUAUCUAUCAAAUGCAUUCACUCCCAGAUUGCAUCACAAGUGGGACGGCAACUCUUUUGUGGAGUUUAAUGCCUGACAUGAGUGUGUGGACUCAUAGUUUAACACAUAGUUUUACACUUUGCAGCUUGAACUAAUUAUCUGUCAACAGGAUUGUGAAACAUUUGAUGCAAUAUCCUGUUUUCAUUUGUUAAAGGCAAAGGUGAGAAAAACUUAUUUGCUAGUUUUGCGGAGUCUCUAAUUUAUUUUUGCACUUUUGUGAGAGUUACAUGUGGUAAAGUGUUAUCUUGUGUGUUAGUCUUGGUGCUGAACUCUACAAUAAAUGUUAUGUUUAUCUGUACGUGAUUGUA